This is a messenger RNA of Lachancea lanzarotensis, 648 nucleotides long. It is a transcript of the gene ATG45, whose product is annotated as LALA0S01e15280g1_1. The record is from RefSeq and is a predicted model, not a curated record. The coding region runs from base 1 to 648 and encodes 215 amino acids. Lineage: Eukaryota; Fungi; Ascomycota; Saccharomycetes; Saccharomycetales; Saccharomycetaceae. The transcript has 2 exons.
AUGUCGACUUAUGCUCUAAGGAUUCCAGAAUACGCUUUAAGCGAAUACUCGCACAACGACAAAGUUGUGAUUACAGGAAGUUUCGACAAUUGGGAACACAAAAGGUACCGUUUGAGCUUCGACGAUAGUGAGAAAUGCUACAAUGUGACGAUUCCAAGCGGGAAAUCAGAUCGCAUAAUUUUCAAGUUUGUGAUAAAUGAUAAAGAAUGGGUUAGUCUGCCCUAUUUCGAGACCCAGACUGAUAGCAGAGGUCUGGUCAACAAUGUGUUGCGUUGGGACGAUUACACGGAAAACUGUCUCGACAACGUGACUAUCUCCAGUGCCGUGGCUGGAGCAACGCAAGCAAACCCUGACAGUGCCAAAUCAGGUCUCGCUCAUCGUGCAGCAGGCCCUGGACCCAAAUCCACAACACAACCCUCUCCCGUCGAACACGACUACAUUCAUGUUUCUUCUCAAGAUGAAUUGAGCAGUACAGAAAAUCUCGAUCUGAAUUCCCGUGAUAGCUACAAUUCCAAUUAUGAACCGCUGGUGUCGAAUGCGUCCCAUGAGUCGGCCAAAUCGAAUCAAGGAUCGCCUCCUGCGUCGCAGAAACGACUUCAAUCGCUCGUGUCGGUUGUCAAACGUGUAAAAAUGUAUUGGAGUGGUUGA